Molecule: messenger RNA, 3621 nt
Organism: Dreissena polymorpha
Lineage: Eukaryota; Metazoa; Mollusca; Bivalvia; Myida; Dreissenidae
Exons: 10
Coding region: 135-1919 (594 amino acids)
Source: RefSeq, a predicted model, not a curated record
AUAUGAAUAGUUAAUCUUCAAAUUUAUCAUAACAAGGAAGUACACUUAAACAUCGAUUUACAACGCGAUAUGGACAGAGUUUACUUCCUCAUAAAGUUAAUUCGAAUCUUUAGUACCAUAAAGGACAAGCAAUAAUGUGGAUUAAUAAACUUGUGUGUGUGUUUAUACUUGCUGCAGUAACAGUGAAUGCUGAAAGUUACUAUGAAAGCGAAAGUGAUACUAUAUGGAGAGAUGUUACGUGCAAGUUGGGAGAACCGCAGCUAAGUUAUAAUAACGGAUUGUUCGAGGUGAACGAAACAUGGUCAAGUACCGGCGACGUUUGGAUAGGAUACCUUUAUGCUAAGGUUCCAUUUUUACUAUUGGGUUGUGCCAGGUUGCAGAGCGUGAACGGAGUAUACGUUAACAAAACCUCUGACUGUUUUACAAUCUGUAAAGGUGGAACAUUUGGAAUUCAAAGGACAAGGCAGGCGCCGUUAGGUUUGCUGUGCAUAUGCGGUACGGGAUCUUUGGACACAUCUGAAUCAAGUUGCAUUGGUGGAGACAAAACCAGCCUUUGCAAUAAAUGUUUUGAGAUUUACACCCAGAUAAACGUUAACGCAUCACAUGUAAUUGGCUCUGAUAAUGGAUCCGGAGGAGAUUGUCUGACGUAUUAUUACCCAAAUUUUAAGUGGCAACCGUGUUCAAGACCAGAUUUUAUUCCCUCCUUGUGUAGUAAUGCGACAUAUGCAGAUCCUAAAGCAACUGCUACGAUCAUAGUAGAACAUCGAAAUGGUCAAUGGUCGACUGGGAAUAAAUUAUGCAUAACAAAUGGACUGCAUCCAUCAUUUGUUCGCAGCAUAACGAAUAGCGUCUUUGGUGACCCUCAAAGACAAGACUACUGGACCGGAAUUAUCAGAUCAAACAUUCUUAUGAAACUCUCUAUGAAAGACUUGUUUUCCCGAUUUUCAACCGAAAGGUAUGUGUUUUUAUCAACGAGCAACAACAUACUUCAGGUCUCAAACAAUGCUGACACCAAAAGAGCUCUUUGUGUAAAAGGAUCUGAAAGCACGUCUCAACACACACAAACGUCCAUUUAUACUACGACAGUUGGCGCUAAAAGUAGCUUGCCAACGACACAAAUGUUUACGACGUUAGAAACGGAUUAUGAUUCGCCGGCCAGUAAUGAAGGAAGACAUGCAGAAAGCGGAAACACCCAGUCGGAAAUGUCAACCGCCCUGAGGAUAGGUAUCGGUGUUUUGGUCGGUGUCCUGUUUCUCGUUGGAGGAGCCUUAGUUCUUGCUGUACUCAAAAGAAGGGGAAUAUUGUAUUGCAUUCGGAAAACAGGAAACAAUACACACUUUCAAGAUGAAACUGCAUUCAAAGAAAAUAUGACAUACGGGAAAAACAUUGAGGACAAUGUGGCUCAGCACAAUUAUUUUAUUCUAGAGAAAUGUGCGCUUUCAAUUAGCAACAACGUUGAUCAUUGCAAUGAAUCUAAUAAAGCAAACGUGAACGAUAAUUAUAAUACAAUAUAUGAGGCAGAAGAACCCUAUGAACACGUGAAAGAUGAGAGCAGUGACUAUGAUCACACAACACCUGCCUUACAAUUAGUAUCUCAUACCAGCAAACCUGAAAAUGUAUACAAUAAACUCAAGAUGGACCGACCAGGGGAGAAUGUCCUUGGACAGAGACACGGACAUAUCGUGGUCCAAAGUUCAGAAGACGACUACAAUACAACUUCAGCAGUAAUGUCCCUUGGGAAGGAUGACGUUAGUGACUAUAAUCAUAUACCACACAAUGCUUAUAAAGCAGCUACAACAGAUGAUGAAAUCAAAGGUGAUAACGGUGGCAACUACAAUGCAAUUAAUAGUAUGAAAUUAACAGUCGCCCAAUCAGACGAUUCUGACUAUGCACACGUUAACAAGAAUCGAAUAAAAUAAGAAUCCUACAGACAAGAUCAAUAUAUGUUUUAAUAUAUUUUGAUAAAAAGAAUUCAUUCUAUAUGUGUAGUUAUGCUAAAAUAUCUUAUAUAUGGGGCUAUUGUCCCUGUUGCAGCAGUCGACUUGAGAACAAAGUACACGUCUUAACGAAUCAUGUGAAUCGGGUUAUAUAACGUAACGGUAAAAAAAAUCAAAGCCUUGUAUUUAAUAUCUCAUUUGUAGGUUGUUAGCUGAUGCCAACGAUUAAAGAGAAACAUUUAACGGAGACAACUGCUUAAUUUAAUUUAUUUUUUGUUAUUGUGGGGGAGAGGCUGGCACAAAUUACUCGUUAAAAUUGAGUGCAGUUUUAAGUCACUAUGCUCUCUUUCUCAUCGGUAAAAUUUAAGCGAAAUUCAUGGCAUACAUCUUGGCGUCAAUACAUUAUUGACAAUUUAACCCGUUGUGAUAAUGUACAUAAAACAAAAGAGUGCGGCGUAAUUAUUUAGAAUCUGUCUUAUUCAUUUCAAACGGUAACAAAAUCGUGUGUUGCUUAAACUUAAAGCUUGUUUCUGUUCCGAGCGAGUUAUUUCGAACGGUGUUUACAUGAUCGCCAUGAUCAUUGUGACUGUCAUUGGUCUUAUUUUCUGUGUCCUAAGUUGUUUCGCCAACACUUAUUUUUUUCCAUCGGCUUCAUUGUUUCAACCCUAGUCAUUUCGCCGCCUCCCACUCCAACAUAAGCUACUUUGCUUACUUUGUUUUGAUUUAUUUUUUAGCAGUCACAUAAACAACCAAGCUAUGAAAUAUGGAACUCAUACACCCAUUAUUGCUGCUUCUUCAUGUAUUUGCGUGAUGAUGAUCUGAAAUAUUAACUUUAUGAUGCUAUAUUCCUAAAUCUUUUUCUAUAAAGAAGAAAUGUAGUUGACACUUGUUCGUAGUUUCAUUUCAUCGUUCCUCAAAAUGUUGUAGCUCUGUUGCUCUGGUCUCUUUCCUACCAUUGAGUAAUUAAAUGGUAAUUAAAUUGAAUGCGUUUUAAUUUCCUUUUAUUAUUGUUUAAUUUGAGUUGCAAUGCUAUUAGGUUAAACUUUAUUUACACUUAAAUGUAUCAUGAAUAUUGCUGGGCCAAGUGUGAGGUUGAGCGCUCUAAAACCGGUUCAAACCCCUAAUGCUUUGCAUUGACCGUUCCAAAGCGGUGACCCCAGCUUUAUUUUUUUAUGUGUUAUGUAUGUUGUUUUGUAUUGUUCUGUUUUUUGCUGUUUUGUAUAUAAUGAGAAUUCAAUACUGCUCCAGCAGCUGGAGUUUAACUUCUUUAUAUUGAACCAUUGUUGUUAAGCUCUGUAUACAACAUGUAUUCGUAAAAACAAAUAAAUGUACUUGUUUGUUAGAAAUAUGUCUUGCCCGCAGUAAUUCUCACCUUUCUGCUUUUUAGAAAUACCGGGCAAUACAAUUGAGAAUAACUGUGUUAAAGAAUUUAUCAAUUGAUUUUGUCAAUAAUGAUUGUAUAUAUACAUGAUGAAGCAAUUGUGUGUAAAUUAAGUAACACUCAAUUGCAAAACAAGUACCAUUGCCAAUAAUAUAAGAAUAAAAAACUGUAAUUUUGCCUUUUUUUAAAUUGACAAAAUAUUAUAUAUUUUUAGUUUAAUGUUUAUCUGGAAGUUAAACAACAAUAUUUGCAUACAAUAUGUACACAGCAGAUCGUAUUGUUAUUAAAAUGUCUUCCAACGUG